This is a messenger RNA of Clunio marinus, 2456 nucleotides long. NCBI's taxonomy places the organism in Eukaryota, Metazoa, Arthropoda, Insecta, Diptera, Chironomidae. The record is from the annotation of a GenBank genome assembly.
UUAACAGUGUAGAUUUUUAAUAGAAGGAAGCUCAUAUCAAGCUCAACAAAUAUUUUAACAAAGUUGAUUUCUGUGACUAAAAAUUAAUGAUGAAAGCAGAAAACAGAUUUGUGAAUCAGUCCCAUUUUGAAAAACUUUUAGAUGAUGCUUGUUUUUCAUAAGUUGUAAACUUAUAAUUUAUAAAGCAAACAUCAACUUAAAUGGUCCGGAUACAAGUGAAAUACAAAAUUCUGAGGUUUUAUUAAAAGUGUUAAAAAAAACGAUUAAAUGAUAAUGUCAGACUUUGAACGCAUUCGGCUGGUUAUCUUGGGUGGUGCGGGUGUAGGAAAAACCUGCGUAGUUAGGCGUUUUUUAACGAAGACUUAUAAUGACAAGUAUCGCCCUACAGUCGAAGACUUACACAAUCGAGAAUAUGAUUUGGGAUCUGUCACUCUCAAGGUUGAUAUCUUGGAUACAUCGGGUGACAUGCAAUUUCCUGCAAUGCGUCGACUUUCUAUAGCAACUGCUCAUGCCUUUGUGUUAGUGUAUUCGGUCACCUCAGCACCGAGUUUCAUUGAAGUUAAGCAGUGCUUUGAGGAAAUCAGAGAACAAAGGGCUGACUUUCAGGAUAUUCCAAUCGUCAUAGCUGGUAAUAAAUCGGAUUUAGUAGAAACACAUCGUGAAGUACGUAUCGAAGAUGUUUCUGAGUGGGUUUUCUGCGAACUACCGAAACUUAAGGUGAAAGUCAUGGAAUGUUCAGCCAAAGAUAACUACAACAUCAAUGAACUUUUCAAGACAUUGCUGUCAUUAUCUAAAAUCAUACCGACUGAAAGCUCGAUUGAAACGAAUGGUGGACCUUUCAAGCGAAGAUCUUCCGCUUAUGUGAGCGCAACGAGUAAAGGUAGAAGUCGUGUACCUAGCCCAGGAAACGACAAGUCAUCUUCCUUCAUGGCAUCAGGUAGCAAUGGAAAUGAAGCAUCAGGAUCUGAGACAAAAUCGAAGCCAAGGUCAAGAUCCCUUAUUCGACGUUCAUCAAGGAAAACAAAACAGCAGAUGCAAAACGCUGGCACCAGCGUGGAGGAUUGUUCUAUUCAGUAAGAAGCAAAGAAGAAACUGAAAUGAUAUAAAUACAAGUAUGAAUUAAUAAAUCUUAGACUUUCUCUUUAAAGCACUUUGUUUAAAUUCUCAAACCAAAAAUGUUAUCAAAGCUUUAAAGUUCAAACUGAUUCUUGUAGCCUGGGAAUGAAAAGAGCUUGUAACGAUUGAAAGGUUUAAAGUUGAAGCGCUUACGAACUUUUGCUGUAUUAAUCCUUUGUUUAAAAUUUUCGCAACAUAACUUUUUUUAAUAAACAAGCAUAGAAGUAUUUUGAUGCUGAAUAUCUUAAAAUUGAAAAUGUCGACUAUGAAAUAAUAAAAAAAAAUCAAGUUGGUUGGGAAAUUUAUGAAUUGAAAGGAAUUCACAUAAAGUGGUUGGUUAGCAAAUAAAAUAAUAUUUCAUCACAAUAUCACUGUUAAACAUGGAAAAAGGAUUGGAGUGAUAUUUUUAGCAUUGAUAAGUAUUUAUAAACAUUGCCAAAAUCUGAUGAAAUGAUGUUACUAAUCAAAUCAUGCAGGUAUUCAAAACAAAAACUAUACGCAACUCUUAAAUGACGAAAUUUUCAUUGGAAUUUGACCCGAAAAUUGUCACCUUUGACCUACUUUUACAUUUAUUUUUUUGUGAAAUUGUAAAUGGGUCAAACAUGUCGACAUUUCUCAUAAUUGUCCUUUUUAUAAAUUAUCUAAUAAGAAAUCCUAAAGUGGUCGGUGGUUACUGGAACUCUCAUUGUUCUCUUUAAAAAAUCUUGUUAUGGUGGAAAGGAAUUUCAUGAAAAUAAUAUCAUAUGAAUUAACUGUUCUGUUAUUAAACUCUAGACGAAGGGAGUGCUUUUCCUUUAUUAUUUCUACAAUCUAAAUUAUAAUUACAAUUAUCAAUAAGUAUUAUAAUAUAAUCAUGUAGAAAUAUUACAAAUGCGAAGUGAAUUGUGAUAAAUCAGUUUAAAAAAAGAGAAUUUUAGACAAAUCAAGCUCAAAAAUGUACAAUUUAUGUUGGAAUAUAAUGAAUAUUAGAUUGAAAUUGGAUUUCGUAAGAAUAUUAAUCAAUUGGAUCAUUUUGGAUGCUUAAAUUUCACCAUACUAUUAAUAAAAUCUUAUCAAUAUUGCAUUUGCCUGCUCGUUUGAAAUCGGAGAAAUGCCUAAAAUUUGAUACAAAUUCGUCCAAACAUUUAAUCAAGAGGUAUUAAGAAAGAUAUUCUGGCUCUAAUGAACUCUUUAUGUAGUUGAACAACAACUUCUGGUGAAUUUUUCAACCGAAAAAUUUAUUUUACAUGAUGUUCAUGUGAUUGUUAUAAAUUAAUGUUGUAGAAUAUGAAAAGCAGAAUGUAAAACAAAUUAAUAAUUGUGAAAAUAAAACAUUGACUAGAUACUUGUAUUAAAACUCC